Molecule: messenger RNA, 2427 nt
Organism: Arachis duranensis
Lineage: Eukaryota; Viridiplantae; Streptophyta; Magnoliopsida; Fabales; Fabaceae
Product: cation/H(+) antiporter 24-like
Exons: 3
Coding region: 1-2427 (808 amino acids)
Biological process (GO): regulation of pH; proton transmembrane transport
Cellular component (GO): membrane; endomembrane system
Molecular function (GO): antiporter activity
Source: RefSeq, a predicted model, not a curated record
AUGACUAGGGUUUUCCCAAUACAUGAUCAUCACAUUCGUCAUUCGCGAACAUUGAUACAAAGCUUGAAACAUAUCGAUGAUGAUUCUAUUGCAACUUCCUUGGCCCUUUCUUGCCAAUCAAUGCAAGAGUUUCGCGCUGGGGGACUCUUCAUCAAUGGCGGUGGCAACAAUCACACAGCCUCUAUUUUCUCACUUCUAUUGUUAGAUCUCAUUCUUAUCAUCGUCGUCACUCGCAUUCUUCGCAUUCUUUUUAAGCCCCUCAAACAACCUGAACUGGGUGGUAUUAUUCUUGGACCUUCUGUUUUGGGACGCCAUGGAUGGUUUAAACGUAAUGUAAUGCCUGAAGCAGCUGAAUUCUUGGUGAACAAUCUUGGAAUAAUGGGAUUCAUGUUCUUUGUUUUCAUCUAUGGUGUAAAGUGUGACCCAAGCCUGUUGAAAAAAUCAGGGAAAAUGCAUUUGUACACGGCAUUAGUUGGUAUAAGCAUUCCCUCAAUGCUAACUUUUCUUGUGUCACUAUACAUGAGAAAAAACAUGGACAAAGAACUUUCUAGAAUAGCUUCACUAGGUGUAAUUUCAGCGUACUUUGGGAUCACAACAUUCCCUGUUGUCCAUAAUAUUUUGAAAGAGCUUAACCUUAUAAACUCACAUGUUGGGAGAAUGGCUUUGUCUAUGGCUUUAAUUGGUGAUGCAAUUGGUACAUGUUCAAUUGUAGUAUUUGAGGCUGGGAAACAUGGAGAAACAGGAACAAAGCAUGCAAUUUGGUACACAAUUUCUCUUGUACUGGUGCUAAUGUUCAUUAUGUUUUGUGUAAGGCCCAUGAUGAUGUGGAUUCAUAAGAACACCCCAGAAGGGCACCCAGUGGAACAAUCUUAUGUUGUUGUCAUUCUUUUGGGUGUUUUUGUGUUGGGCUUUGUGACAGAUAUGCUUGGGAUGGCAAUUGCUAAUGGGCCUUUGUGGUUGGGCCUUGUGAUCCCUGAUGGGCCUCCUUUAGGAGCAACAAUAGUGGAAAAGAGUAAGACUAUUAUGACUGAUUUUCUACUACCAUUCUCAUUCCUUAUGGUGGGAACUCAUACUGAUGUGUUUGCUAUGAGUGAGAUUGAUUGGUCUCAUUUAGAACCAUUGUUUUUCAUGGUUUUAACUGGCUACUUGACCAAAUUCUUUUCCACUUGGGUUGCUACAUUCUAUUGGCAGUUGCCAUUUAGAGAUGGACUUGCACUUAGCCUUAUGAUGAGCUUGAGAGGACAAGUUGAGCUCAUAAUGUUUGUCCAUUUCAUGGAUAAGAAGAUCAUAAAGAUACCAGGCUUCACAUUAUUAGUGCUUAUGACAGCAGUUCUAACUGCAACAUUCACUCCAUUGAUCUCCAUAGUGUAUGAUCCAACAAGGCCAUAUAUUGUGAACCAAAGAAGGAACAUUCAGCAUCACCUUCCAAACACUAAGCUUUCAAUGGUUCUAUGCAUUCAAGAUGAUGAAAGCAUAAAUGGUCUCAUCAAUGUUCUUGACAUAUCAAAUCCAAAUCCAAAUCGUCCCUUCAUAGUUCACACUGUUCGAUUAUUCGAGCUUGUUGGCCGUGCUAGCCCUCUAUUUAUAGACCAUGACAACCAAGAAAUGCCUUCCAAUUAUCAAUGGAUGCACAUUGUAAAUGUUCUAAGGCGCUAUCAAGAACUUAAAGGGAAAUUUGUGGAGCUAAAGUUUUUCACAGUUGUUUCGCUGAAGCAAAUGAUGUUCCAAGACAUUUGCUUGAUUGCUUUAGAAAAUGAAGCUUCUCUCAUCAUCUUACCUUUCAAGAAAACACAUGUUUCUAACAAGGGCAUGAUCCAUACUAUAAACUCUCAAGUGUUGAAUCAUGCACCUUGCUCUGUUGGUAUUCUUGUUGAUAAAGGAAGUAAUAAUCUUAUUGAAAUGAUGGCUGCAGCAAGAAAUAUUGCUGCUGCUCCUUCUUCCCUUCGUAGAUUCGGACGGCGAUAUGCUAUGCUAUUUCUCGGAGGAGCAGACGCAAGAGAGGCUCUUGUUUAUGCAGAUAUGAUAGCUGCAAACCAAGAUGCUUCUCUUACUGUGAUUCGAUUCUUGUCCGCAAACUAUGUAGGGGACAAAGAAAGGGAGAAGAAGCUAGAUGAUGGAAUUGUGACAUGGUUUUGGGUUAAGAAUGAGACAAACAACAGAGUGAGGUACAGAGAAGUGGUGGUUAAGAAUGGAGAAGAAACAAUUGCAAGUAUUCUAGCUAUGAAUAAUAAUGAUAAUGAUGGUGAUGAAGAUUAUGAUCUUUGGAUAGUUGGAAGAAAACAAGGGAUAAACCCUGUUCUUCUUACUGGGUUAUCAGAAUGGAGUGAGAGUGAAGAAUUAGGACUCAUAGGAGAUUAUAUUGCUUCUGAAGAUUUUCCAAGUUCUGGUUCUGUUUUAGUUAUACAUCAACAAAUUGUAAGAGGAUAA